Humulus lupulus (European hop) is the source of this 360-nucleotide messenger RNA. RefSeq names its product probable plastid-lipid-associated protein 9, chloroplastic. Bases 29 to 283 code for a protein of 84 amino acids. Lineage: Eukaryota; Viridiplantae; Streptophyta; Magnoliopsida; Rosales; Cannabaceae. The record is from RefSeq and is a predicted model, not a curated record. The transcript has 2 exons.
AGGCUCGACUCUUGGGUCUACGGCGUGGAUGUCUUCCUCCGUCUCAUCUACCACAACUUCCCUCCCCAUGUUUCGCCGACUCCGACGGAGAUUGACUUGCAGAGCAAUGGUCCAACAGGCUGUACAGGGAGGAGCUCCAGCUGCUUAUGCCCAAGAAAUGGAGAGGCUAACCGCUAAAGAAUCCCUUCUUCUUGCUGUCGCCAUUCUUGGAGGGUCGGUGGGAUUUUUUUUCAGGGCUAAUGUCUUCCACGCAAUAGUUGAGGUGAGUCUUUCUUUGAUUUAGAAAGCGAUUUUUUCAUUCUUUGUUUCAAUUUGUUUGGCAAAAGAGAUGACUUGCGGCUCAUUAGAUUAUUUUGCAUA